AUAAUAAUAAUAAUAAUAAUUUUUGAAGGAUAAAAAUAAAAUAAUAAAAAGAAAAUUAACGAAAAUGAAUAUAAUUAAAAUUGGAAAAAAAAAGAAAAAAUAGUAAAAAGAGAUGAUUUAACGAUUAGGUGAUAGAUAAAUGUAACUGAUAAGGAUGCGUGUGAUUUAGCUUGAUGAAAUUUCGACAAUAUUCUGUUAAAUUAUAAAAUUGUCGAUGUUUACAUAUUAUCAGCUUGGCUUCCUAGAAAGAGAGAGAUAGAGAGAGAGGGGGAAGGAACAGUGAGAGAGAGAGAUAGGUAUAGGGUUAAUUAAAUGACAGCGCGUUAAGGGGUCAACAGGGUAGAUUGUCGGUGAUAGGUAUAAGAGGAGCGAACGAGAGAAGCUUAAAUGCAGUCGCAUGGUGUACGUCAUCAUGAUUACCUUGUUGCUAUUACCAUUUUUUCUAGCGAGCCGUAUUUCGGUCGACAUCGAAUCGCUUCUACAUGGACCCGAAUAUACUUAUCGUGUAGAAAUCAUUACCGUAAAAAAAGCUGGAGGUCAUCCAUGUGCUGGUGAAGAUGUUAAAGCAUUCGACGCCGUUAGUACAUUGAAAUGUCGUCCACGAGUACCGGAUACUUUGAAUUGUCGUUUCGAAGCGGCAAAAAUGCAAAUUUACGAGGACGGUCUAUACGAAUUGGCACGUGAAACGGUCGAAGAUCUUUGGAUGGACGACGAGCCCUUUGAGAUUAUAUUCGACGAAAAUGGAAUUCAAAAUUUAAUCGUUACCAAAAAUAUGGAACCAUGGACAAUCGACAUGAUACGAUCUAUAGUUAAUCAAUUGAACGUCGGUGUAGAUAUUAGAAACAAACAAGAUGGAAUAUUCACGACAAUCGAAAGAUCAUUUUUAGGAAAGUGUCAAGCCAAAAUCGAGCUAUAUCAUGGAUUAUCGUAUGACAAUAGAUGGAAGGAUGAAAAAUUUGAAAUAAUACCAAUGAAUGGAAUAAAUAAAGUUAAUUCGGAAUUUUUUGACAUUGAAAAGAGAAGGAACAUCGAUGAUUGCGAACAUGGAGUAUAUUUUUUUGCGAGCAAAUCUGCUUAUACUGAUUUGCCUCGUGACGUCACCACGGUUAUAAAAUCAUCGAUGAGUCGUAUAAUUAUAUCCGAUUCGAACUAUACUUCAUAUACGACCAAUGAAUUUCUAGUAACUAGUAAAGAUAAAACUAGAAAUUUCACGCUCCACGAGAAGAUUAAAUUAAAUUUGGAAACUAUAUCGGCACCGGUAAAUGAUAUACCUGCGAUUCCUGAUGCCACAUCGGUCAACUUUAUGAUUCAACCACAUCGUUGGGAUAAGAACGAAGAGAAGAAGAACGAGGAGAAGAAGAGGAAGGAGAAAUCAUUUCUAAUGGAAAAUAUUGAAAAUCGAUAAAUCACACGUAAACAACGAAUGUCGAAUUAUUUGUUAAUUAAAUCUUGACGAUUUGUUCGAUUGAUUAUUAUUAAAACAAAAAAAAAAAAAAAAAAAAAAAAAAGAUAGAAACAAAUUAAAUAAACGUACGAUUAUAUUGACUAUCGACACUCGUCUAUAAAUCAUUUCGACGAAAUAUAAAUAAUAAUAUAUCGAUUUAAGGUACUAAUUAAUAAUAUUCCAAAUCAUUAGAUCGUAUCUAACAGAUCCGAUCAUAUCGUUUUAUCUCGAUUUAGCGAUGUGUACUUAGAAAUUUAUUAGAAUUUUCAGCUGACUGAUUGCAUGAGUCGGAAAAUAAUAUACUCUAUUACGCCUCUGAUUAAUCUGAUAUCAGACGUUAGGGGAGACAGGAUCACGAUCUAUGCGGAAAACGCUAGUUAAUGAAAUUGUUUUCAAAUUGUUUUAUCGGCUAAUCUGUCUUAUAAAAUGGAGAAUCAUUCAGAGGAUGUCUCAGUUAAUUCGAGUGAUAACAAUGAAGAUGUCCAUCAUUCCAUUUCUUUUAGGUUUUUCUACCAUUCAUAAGUAUUCAUCGAAGAAGGAAUCUUAAUGGAUCUGAUGUCCUCGACCAUUAGGAUAAACAAAGAGUCAUAAACAAAAGAAGAUUUUCUUCAGAAAUGAUUUCUAAUGAUAGUACCAAGAACGUCGAAAGGAUUGAACGGAUUAUCACAUCAGAAGAUUACAUUUGAUAUUGAGAAACGUAAAUUCUAUUAAAACUUUAUCAUCUAUAAUUUAUAAUCCAAUUAUCACUAGUAUUUAUAAUGAUUAUUGUUUUGAUACUUUUUGUUGAUCAUCUACAGAUCCAUUGUCAAGAGAUCAUUUACAAUGAUGAUUAGAUCAGACGUAAGAAUACGUCGAAAUAUUAGAUCUUCUUUUUAGUAUAAUAACAAAUUGAAGACAAUUCUAUCUUCGAAGAAACGAUAAUAAUAUUGAUUCAAACAUGUUAUGUCAUUUUAAACAAUUGAAAUUUUGACAUUACUAUCAUUGCCCUUGAAAAGUAACUUUGCCAGGUUCCAAGGUUAAUCGUAUCACGCAACCAGUAGCAUUUCGAGUUCGCUUAAUAAACGUAAUUAACGAAGUUGGAAUAAUCCUUUAGACUAGCUUAAAGCAAUGUAUUUACGAUUGGUCUCAUCUUGUUAGAAGUUAUCUUGAACAAGCUUUAGCGCUCACGAUGUUGUUUGUCGUUUCCAAAUUAUACUUAGAUUUAUCCACGAUUAGAUAGAAUUAUAUAGAUUGAAACUAUCAGCAAAAUAUAUACGUAUAUAAUCUAUUAAAAAA
This is a messenger RNA of Vespa mandarinia (Asian giant hornet), 2719 nucleotides long. RefSeq names its product vitellogenin-1-like. Gene Ontology annotation, molecular function: lipid carrier activity. NCBI's taxonomy places the organism in Eukaryota, Metazoa, Arthropoda, Insecta, Hymenoptera, Vespidae. Gene Ontology annotation, biological process: lipid transport. The record is from RefSeq and is a predicted model, not a curated record.